AAGCCCUCCACUUUCCGCUACGCAGCCCAUGUUUUUCAUCAAAACCUAACCCUAAUUGCCAUUCAUGGCACUGAAUCUAAAACCAGAAAAUUCACGGGUUGUCCUUGAAAUCUUUCUAUAAAUCGUUCAUCUCUCUAAGGUUCCAAACCCCACCGAGAUCUGUUUCUACGGUCCAGAUCUCUCUUUCAUCAUGGGCUCGAGACUCACAGCCUCAUCCCUCGUCUUCAUGAUCUUCAUGUCGACGGCAUUGCCGCCAAUCUAUGCAUGUGGUUACUGCUCCCAACCGCAUCCACCUUCCUACCCUAGCCCGCCAAAAACCUCCCACCCUCCAUUCGUAAAAAGACCACCAAAAUCUUCCUCACCUUCAACAAAACCUCCCGUAAAAAAACCGCCCGUGAUCGUCCCUCCGAUCAUCAUUGCUCCACCGGUAAUCACUCCACCUGUGAUUGUUCCACCAGUGAUAUCGCCGCCAGUGAUAACCCCUCCGGUGACAAACCCGCCGCCUGUCUAUCAUUACCCACCUUACACCCCUCCUUCAGGUGGAUUGCCACCACCUUCGGGCGGUGUUCCAGGCUCCAAACCUCCUCCUUUAGCUUCACCAACAUGUCCGAUCGACACCCUGAAAUUAGGGUUGUGUGUGGAUGUUCUUGGAGGAUUGGUACACGUCGGGUUAGGUGAUCCAGUUGUGAAUACUUGCUGUCCUGUGCUACAAGGACUGCUUGAGCUUGAAGCAGCUGUUUGUCUUUGCACUACCAUAAAGCUUAAGCUCCUCAACCUCAACAUCUUCAUCCCACUCGCUCUUCAACUCCUCAUCACUUGUGGGAAGACCCCUCCGCCGGGUUUCACUUGCCCUAUACUCUAAAUGCCUUGCAUUCGAAGGCUACUCUUCUUUUAGGGUUUUGGGCAUUGGCAUUUCUUGCUUUAGGGUUUGGUCGAGGGUUUUUCAUUGUGUUUCUUUCAUUAGGCUUUUGUUCUUCUUGUUUCAAGAAGUUGGGUUGCUUAGGUAUAUGAUGAGGGAUAUCCCGUUCUAUUUAGAUGUUGUUGUCAGUCGAUCAGUUGUGAUGGCAGAUUAGGUUUUCUCCAGUAUUCAUAUGUACCGAAGGGGGUCCACACAUUGCCAUGGAUUUGCUACAUCUGAUUUUUGCUUUGGUUAUAUAAACGUAGUUAUAGUAGUUAUUGUGUGUCUACUGUCUAGUUUAUGAAGUUAAUAUCAGGCAACAAUAUGUAAGAGAUCUUCGAUAAUGGGUACUUAAGUAUCGUUUUUAAUCUUCA
Magnolia sinica is the source of this 1272-nucleotide messenger RNA. Its product is annotated as 36.4 kDa proline-rich protein-like. NCBI's taxonomy places the organism in Eukaryota, Viridiplantae, Streptophyta, Magnoliopsida, Magnoliales, Magnoliaceae. The transcript has a single exon. The record is from RefSeq and is a predicted model, not a curated record. The coding region runs from base 191 to 862 and encodes 223 amino acids.